UCCCAAUCCGCAGCGGUACGUCACGACCUGUGCCAGCGAAUGGAAGCGGUGAGGGGGCGGAGCCGGCGGGGGAGACGCUGGGUCAGAGCUCGCGGUGGGGUGGCGGGGUCUCGAGCGCGGAGCUGACAGGAGGACGGCAGCGCGAGCCUCAGGGGGAGCGUGUCCUGAAGUAGCAGAUGUUUAAUGGCGCCCGUUCCCAGCCGCUGAGCUGUGUGCGAGGCCGGGACGGAUAAGAGAUGCAUCUGAUCGCCCACAUGGAGCUGCGACUCAUAUCCUCGUCAGAUGGGAAGAUGAGUUAGCCAAAGAGAUUUGUUCUUUUAAUGUUUCCGUCUGGGCUUUGAUUUGGAUCGCACAGGCAGGCCCUGUGUGUGUUACUCCAACAACUUCCCUCCCUCCAACUGCUGCAGAUCAUGAGGUGCCGAAUAUAUAAAAGGAAAGUCGUCGUCCUCGCUCUGGUGGUGGUAGCCUGCGGCUUGGCCCUGUGGAGCAGCGGGAAACAAAAGAAAGACGCUGUGCAAGACGCUGAGCUGGAGAAGCCGCACAGCAGGGUGCAUGUGUCACCGGGGAUCAGGAAAAUGGCCAACGAGUCCGCGGCGGAGAAAGUACAGAAGCCGGAAGUGGAUAACAUGACCCUGGUGUACAGAUCGGUGGUUUUCCAGCUUAACUUUGACCAAACCGUUAAAAAUGCGGACACCAUAAAACGCCCUGCGGACGAUGUAGUGAUCGUAGUGCAGGUGCACAAUCGUCCCGAGUACUUGCGCUACCUCCUGGAGUCUCUGCGCAGAGCCAAGGGCAUAGAGAACGUCUUGUUGAUAUUCAGCCACGACUACUGGUCGCCGGAAAUUAACCAGAUUGUCGCCGGUGUAGAUUUUUGUCAAGUGCUUCAGAUAUUUUUCCCUUUCAGCAUCCAGCUCUACCCGAAUGAAUUCCCGGGGCAUGACCCUAAGGAUUGUCCCAGAGACAUCGAGAAGAAGGACGCCAUCAGGCUCGGCUGCAUCAACGCCGAAUACCCCGACUCGUUCGGACAUUACAGAGAAGCCAAGUUCUCCCAGACGAAGCAUCACUGGUGGUGGAAGCUGCACUUUGUCUGGGAGAAGAUAAAAGCCUUGAAAGACCACAAGGGUCUGGUCCUGUUAAUCGAAGAAGAUCAUUACCUGGCCCCCGACUUUUAUUACGUCCUCAAGAAGAUGUGGAACAGGAAGAACGAGGAAUGCCCCGAUUGUGACGUCUUGACCCUCGGGACCUACACCCGGCUCCAGACGUUCUCCGAGAAAGCAGAUAAAGUGGAGGUGAAGACUUGGAAGUCGACAGAACACAACAUGGGGAUGGCCAUGAGCAGGGACACCUACCAGAGACUCAUCCAGUGCACGGACGCGUUUUGCUCUUACGACGACUAUAACUGGGACUGGACCCUCCAGCAUCUGACUGUAACUUGUCUUCCUAAGUUCUGGAAAGUUCUGGUCCCCGAGGUUCCCAGGAUUUAUCACACGGGAAGCUGUGGAAUGCACCAUAAGAAAUCAUGUAAACCGACGACAGAAAGUGCCAAACUGGAGGCUCUGUUCACAGGCAACCAGGAUUACCUGUUCCCCGAAAACCUAGUGAUCAGCAAGCGAUACUCCAUGGCGGCCUUGUCGCCUCACGUGAAAAAUGGCGGAUGGGGCGACAUUAGAGACCACGAGUUAUGUAAGAGCUAUCGCAGACUGCAGUGACCUCUUCCCGUCUUUUUAAGUUUGUACUAUGGCGGACGCCUCUCCAGGUUUAUGCUGUCAUUUCAAUAACCAGUUUUCGUCCCAUGUUGUCCCCUGAUCGUCCGUCGUUUCUAUCCGGGUGGAAUCCGACCAGAAGAGAAACUUGAUUUCUGCCUCUUUUAUUUCUUGAUACUAAUUUCAGAUUCGCAUUAUCUGUAACACGGCCAUCCAAAUCCUUUUCAAAAUAAAUGAUUAUGAAGUGA
Bufo gargarizans (Asiatic toad) is the source of this 1951-nucleotide messenger RNA. It is a transcript of the gene MGAT2, whose product is annotated as alpha-1,6-mannosyl-glycoprotein 2-beta-N-acetylglucosaminyltransferase. The record is from RefSeq and is a predicted model, not a curated record. Gene Ontology annotation, cellular component: Golgi stack; Golgi membrane. NCBI's taxonomy places the organism in Eukaryota, Metazoa, Chordata, Amphibia, Anura, Bufonidae. The transcript has 2 exons. Gene Ontology annotation, biological process: oligosaccharide biosynthetic process; protein N-linked glycosylation. Gene Ontology annotation, molecular function: alpha-1,6-mannosylglycoprotein 2-beta-N-acetylglucosaminyltransferase activity. The coding region runs from base 411 to 1709 and encodes 432 amino acids.